Varanus komodoensis (Komodo dragon) is the source of this 4384-nucleotide messenger RNA. It is a transcript of the gene WTIP, whose product is annotated as WT1 interacting protein. Gene Ontology annotation, cellular component: transcription regulator complex; nucleus; adherens junction. The coding region runs from base 1 to 945 and encodes 314 amino acids. The record is from RefSeq and is a predicted model, not a curated record. Gene Ontology annotation, biological process: response to hypoxia; negative regulation of hippo signaling; cytoskeleton organization. NCBI's taxonomy places the organism in Eukaryota, Metazoa, Chordata, Lepidosauria, Squamata, Varanidae. The transcript is spliced from 9 exons. Gene Ontology annotation, molecular function: transcription corepressor activity.
AUGGCACCGGCAGCCGGCUCAAACUUCCAGACGGCCCAGGCCACGUCUCCCACCAUUCCCGACUAUUGGGCCCCUCACGGGGAUGAUGGGAGUCGGAGUGCAAAAUGCCCAGGGGGCACCUGGUGCAACAACCCGGGCCCGGGCCCGGCGGCGCCCGGCCCCCCGGGGGCGGCCGCCAAGUUCAGGGUGCCGUUCCAGGUCACGCCGUGCCGGGAGAGCGGCCCCAGCCAGGUGGAGCGGCGGCUGGAGGCGCUGGCGCUGGAGCUGGAGAAGGAGCUGGAGCUGCACGCGAAGAAGGAGUACUUCGGUAUUUGCAUCAAGUGCGGAAAGGGGGUUUACGGGGCCAGCCAGGCGUGCCAAGCCAUGGGGAACCUCUACCACACGAACUGCUUCACCUGCUGCUCUUGCGGGAGACGAUUACGAGGGAAGGCUUUCUACAACAUCAACGGAAAAGUCUACUGCGAGGAAGACUUCCUAUAUUCAGGUUUCCAGCAAACUGCGGACAAGUGCUUCAUUUGUGGACACCUCAUAAUGGAAAUGAUCCUGCAGGCGCUCGGGAAGUCCUACCACCCCGGCUGCUUCCGCUGCGUGGUGUGCAGCGAGUGCCUGGACGGCGUCCCCUUCACCGUCGAUGUGGAGAACAACAUCUACUGCGUCAAGGACUACCACACGGUGUUCGCCCCGAAGUGUGCGUCCUGCAACCAGCCCAUUUUGCCGGCCCAGGGCUCCGAGGAGACCAUCCGGGUGGUGUCGAUGGACAGGGAUUUCCACGUGGAGUGCUACCACUGCGAGGACUGCAGGCUCCAGCUCAAUGACCAGGAGGGCCGCCGUUGCUACCCGCUGGAGGGCCACCUGCUUUGCCACGCCUGCCACAUCCGGCGCCUCGGCCUGAAGGUGCCGCCCCACCCUCCCCCCGGCUACCCCAUGCACAUCACGGAGCUCUGAGGCCGCCUCCUUCCCGCCAGCCAGGAGCAGGCGAGGAGGCCGGGUUCUGUCGCCACGUCCCACUGGCCUAGCGCUCCGCCGCCGAGGCGCUGCGUCCUGGCAAGACCGCGUGGAGCUGAUCCCAGACCGGCGCGUCUCAGCGCUGCUUCUCCAGAGCAUCCGUUUCGCCCAGCGCUGCCGCAAGGCUCUCGGCGUCUCACGGCCAGGCGGCAGAGGAGCACAGACCUUCGGGACUUCGCAGCCAGGCCUUUCAGCCUUACCAGCAGCCUAGCGGUGGGUCCCUGCAGGGCGGUUUUCCGGUUCAAGCCCGGCCGAAGGCAGCACCACCAUUCUGUGCGGGCGCUUCCCCCUCCGGCGGGUUUGUUCCGCCGUGCUGUCGUGCUCGCCUCCGGGAGGGUCUCGCACAGAAGGCGCUGGAUAGAAGCUUGCGUGAAAUGAAUGCGUUGCUGAUUCACAUGCCUAGAAUCACGGCUGGAGGUUUGGGGUCCUGUGACAGGAAAGGGAGGCGGAGUCCUGGCGUGUCUGGUUGCCGGCUUGGGGACAGGGACGGGGUGCAACGGAGGAGGAGAGGUGAAGGCCAGCGUCAGCGUUCGGUUCCCGGCAAGGGGCCAGAGCGGCACUUGCUUGAAUCAGCUGCUUGUGUGCAGAGGUGUCCCCCCUCCCGGCCCUCCAGACACGUCCGGGGGCACCCAGCUGGUGAAAACUAAGUUGUUGGGCCGGGUUUAGGAAGCUUUCUCGGUGUUUCCGCCAUUGCAAGCGAGAGUCACGCAAGCAGCCGAGAUCCAAGGGCUUCCUAAGCUGGCGUCAUGAAUCUCCUGAUUUUGAGGCUUCACUGAGUCGCUCGUUUCUAAAAACUGGUUUUCCUCAUAACUUCCCCCCUCCUGACCCAGCACAGUUCGACUUGGUUUGCAGCUGUACGAGACACGCUUGCCUUCGCCAUGCUUAAAAGCGCCGCAUGUGGAUGCUGUGGCUUCGGGUGCAGGUGUGCUUCUUCAGGACCUCAAAGCACCUUUGCAGGCUCACAGAAGGUGUUCAUCUGAGUUUGAAUCCAGCGGUGUCCUUGCACUGGCGCGAGCAUCUGUUGCUCACAGAACCUGCUUUUUAAAUCCAUGUACAAGACGCCAGCACUAGCCGUUCCAGCCUCUAGCAAGAGACCUCUGAUGGGGACCGUUUGGUCGUACGGCCAGGCAGCAGGGGGAAGGCGUGUUGUAUAUUCCCAGUCCAGACUUUGGAAGGCCAGAGGUUUGAAAUCCUAGCAAAGGUAACGAGUGGUGGGGGGGAAGGGUAUUUUAUAACAAGAGGGACACCGAAUGUACCUGGUUUUUCCUGGAUGUUUGCAGUCAGAACUCCGGCGCAGCCUGCAUGUUUUCCGUAGGAAGUCAGGUGGCUUUGGCAGUCAGCUUUUUUCCGUAUCGGGAGAUCUAUUGCUAUAGGCAUGCCAUUACGGUCCUCUGCAGCCUCGUAAGAAUUCACCAGCAUUAAGCAUGUUUUGUAAGUUCCUUUGCUUAACGGACACUGAAUGGCUUUAACAUCCUCUGGCUGUUACAGAUCAUCUUCUGCGGGUACUUGGGUGCCCCGGUAGUUCUGGCAAAUGAGCCCCGGAGCAAGAUCCGAGGCCGCCGAGGAGAACACGGCUUGCACAAUCGGGCAGAGAUGCCGUUGUGCAUGGGGUGUUCUCUUGCAGUAGACCCCUGGGGGGCGGUGAGACCCCCCCCUUUACAUUCCAAGAGACUGCAAGGCUGCAGGAUUUUCCGCGCCUGUUCCCGCUGGCGCGCCGAGCUCCUGCCAAAGCGCCUGAUCGCCUCGGUGGGAGCUCUGUGUUGCUUUCUGUCUCCCAGGAGUCACACAUGGCCUCGCUCGGCUGGAGGGGUGCGAUGCAUGGCAGAUGGUGUAGAAUGACAACUCCCAUCAGCCCGAGCCAGCACAGCCGGGGUGAUGGGACUUGCGAUCCGACGGCACCUGGUGGGGCACAUGUUCCCCAGCCCACAUUGCUGGGCUCCUUGGCACAGCUCAUGGCGUUUCCCCCUCACUCUCAGGUUUGCAUGCUCCGCUCUUGGGGUUUUUCCGAUUCCCAGUUCGCCGAAGCAAGUUCCUUAAAUCGUCUGUGUUUUCAGCAGUCUUUCCACCCCCCCCCACGCCUCUCCACAACUGGAGCAUCCCAGAAUCUGCCAUUGUUUUGAAGAUGGUGCUGGAAGGAUGAAAACAGAACAAAGCAAGUCCCGCUAGUUCUGAUUCUUCCGCUAUUUCCAGCUUGCCGCCCACGGCCCAGCAGAAGGCGCACACGCAACGCAGCCUCUCGGUCAGCCAGCCGGUUAGAACAGGAUAUUUGUUUGAUCAAAAGCCUUCCGGGUUUCCCUACACAGACCCAUACAUUUGUCUACAUGCCGAAAGCUUUAUUUUCACAAGGGCAGGUUUGUCCCAACCAGCUCGCUGCUCUUGUGGUCUCAUGUUUUCCUGCUGAAAGCAGAAUUUGGUCGCAGCUCAGCAGGGCCCUGUCUGACUGACUCCUCCGCUCGUCUUCUGGAAAGGAGCUUGUUUGGAUUUUCUUAGUCAUUUCAUUAAAAAGAAAGCAGUCAGAAAGCCACACACCACAAAACAGGAAGGGUGCAGACUACAAUUGCAGGAAUAGCCCUCGUGUUUGUAAAAUAGAGCAAAACUCCAAGUUAAAGGUGGGAUUGUGUGUUAGCGAUAGAUACAGAAAGUCCUGAGCGUCUCCCAAAAGUCCAUCAGGAAAAGGGUCCAGGAGAGCUGCCACCCGGCAGGUUAGCCUAGCCUUCUCCACCUUGGCAACUUUGGGACAUGAUGGACUACAUGUCCCAUCAUCCACAGGCAAAGUAACGCGAUGGUUCCCCCUCCUCAAAAAAGUGAGUGUGGAUUUCAAAAUUCCAGCUUAUCCAAGAAGGGAUGGAGUCACUCAGAUACGUUAAACCAAAGCUCGAAAGAAGGCAUACAAAAGCGGCUUUCUUACACCCCAAGAAAAGUAUGUGAUUCGUCGUGCCAUUAAUGCCAUACCUAGAGAAUAUAAUUUGACUUAAAUUAAGUUUUCUUCUUGAGAAAUAUUUUCAUUUUCUUUAAAAGAAUAUAGUUUUCUUCCAAGAACUUGGACCAAUGUUGAUUUUUAUUUUGUAGGAAAUACAUAAAUGCCCAAUUUGUAUAUUAUGCCUAGUUUACAUUCUGCACAUACAUUAGUUUAACCUUGUCUGUACAGAUCCUGCUGAAUCUCUGGCCUUUUAGUAGAUAGAUGGAUUUGUCGGGUGUUUGUGUUGUCAUUUGGUUUCUCCGAUUGUUGAACAAUAAACGUUGGGAAAUGUAGAUUUAUUUAUCUAAAGAGGAAGCUACUUGCUAUCGUCCUAAGUUAUUUUAAUAUUAAAAGUCAGAAUUUCAUUUAACCUUAGAUGUUAUAAUCUGCUUUUUUUCCAAUAAAGACAUUUUGUAGUUA